AUGAGCAACUCGGAGAAGGUACUCGUCCCGUGGAACCCACCUCUAGCUGCCGUGAAGGCGGCUUUGAGCGCUUCCCGCGCCAUUGCGACAAUAGCACCGAGUCACACAUUGACUAGUAGGAUGUAUUCAUCCGUCGCUUCAACAGCUCAGCAACGCAGCUUAUCACCGUCGACUCUGGUCAGGCGUCGCGUUGGACCAGUUGACAGAGAUGAGGACUUCGUCUGCAGUAAAAAUCCGGCGAGACCUGGCGGAUCUCGUCAGCACAGAGGCCAGUCUUUUGAUGCGGCAUCAGGAUCAGGAAUGCUUCUGCAACUGGAUACUCGAGUCAUAACUUCAGACCAGCUUGCCGCGGAAGUCCAAGGUAUUUAUGCCGGACUGGCUUUACUCGAGAGCAAAUGCAUUGAGUAUGACAGCACACAGAAGGAGACUGAUCUAAGCCAAGGGCAAUAUCACGCAUUAAUUUCCCUUCACCGGUCACUUCUCCAUGAGCAUCAUGACUUUCUAUUGGCAUCCCAGCACCCAUCGGCGAGCGCCGCGCUCCGAAGACUUGCAUCUAAGUAUUUUAUGCCUGCACGAAUGUGGCGUCAUGGUAUACACUCGUUUUUAGAGCUUCUAAGGCGGAAACUGCCUGGCUCGCUCGAGCAUAUGCUCACCUUCAUUUAUAUCGCGUAUACCAUGAUGGCAUUGCUAUAUGAGACAGUUCCCAUGUUUGAAGAUGCGUGGAUAGAGUGCCUUGGUGACUUAGGGCGUUACAGGAUGGCAGUUGAAUACGAUGAUAUCCAAGAACGAGAAACUUGGACUGGUGUAUCAAGAUCCUGGUAUACUAAGGCUUCGGAUAAGAUACCAAUGACUGGACGACUUUAUCACCACCUAGCGAUUUUGGCACGACCAAAUGCCCUGAAACAGUUAUACUUCUAUGCUAAAUCGCUCUGUGUUCCAGUCCCAUUCCUCAGCGCUAGGGAUAGCGUCCUGACGCUAUUUGAUCCGCUCUUAAAUGCAAAUCCAAGUACUUCGCAACGUCUAGACCCAGUUGAUGUGGCCUUUGUGCGAGUUCAUGGCAUACUCUUCUCUGGCGCGCAUGAGGAUCAGCUCGAGCCCUCAAUGAAGCAAUUCCUGGAUCUUCUAGAUAGUCGCAUUGGAAGAGAACAUGGAUGUUGGCUUGAAUCUGGGUAUUUCAUUGGCAUCUCAUUAAGCUGCCUGCUCCUAGGUUUUGGAGACGCAUCAAAUGUCCUCAUGAAUGCCGUUUUAAAGAAUCAACAAACAGACGACACUACAAUGGAUGAUCUUCCAGACCCUGUGCUGACUGACGCAUUCAAGACAGCGGUGGGGUUUGCAGCUAGCACGUAUGAGAUCGUUAUUGCUCGGUCGGGUGACAAGAACACUUUACCAUGCCUUCAUACCCUCUUAGUAUUCUACUGGUUUAUGAUGGAUUUUGAAGUAGGGAGACAGUACUUAGAGGGCUCCAUCCCAUGGGAACAGACUGCUUUACUACUUAACUAUCUGUUACGGACCAGCGAGUUUAAACCACGGUUACAUACCCCGGAAAUUCCGUGGCCUGAAGGUGGUAAGGCGCAUCCUCUUCCCGAAGACUAUGCUAUGCGUGGUUUGAUCUAUACUGCAAACUAUUUCCCGGGGAAGUGGUUUAAAAACGCAGCGAUUGAUGAUGACGAAAAAUACUUUGAACCUGCGUCAACGGUUAGUAAACGUUGCGAAAGAAUCUUAUGGCUGGGUUAUAGCAUGGCAAUGAGGAAAAGAAGACUACACUGGGACCAGAACACUAAGCAGUUUUCGGCUAAGAGUAAUGAGAGUAAUGACGACAACUAA
This is a messenger RNA of Metarhizium brunneum ARSEF 3297, 1824 nucleotides long. Lineage: Eukaryota; Fungi; Ascomycota; Sordariomycetes; Hypocreales; Clavicipitaceae. The record is from RefSeq and is a predicted model, not a curated record.